Messenger RNA from Lolium perenne, 785 nucleotides. Its product is annotated as UPF0481 protein At3g47200-like. NCBI's taxonomy places the organism in Eukaryota, Viridiplantae, Streptophyta, Magnoliopsida, Poales, Poaceae. The record is from RefSeq and is a predicted model, not a curated record.
AUGCUGCACAACUCGAGCAUCACAUGCGACGACGUGCACCACCUGCUGCACCUCUUCUACCUCUCUGUCGGCCUGCCGACGACUGACCGCCAGCAGCAUUCCCGCCAUCGCCAGAGUGGCGAGCUGCUGUCGGAGCUCCCGCAGUGGAUCCCGUGCGCCAAGGAGCUGAAGGAGGCCGGGAUCCGGUUCAAGAUGAGGAAGAACGCCACGAGCUUCCUUGACAUCAAGUUCGCCCGCGGCGUACUGGAGAUCCCGCGGCUGGAGCUCGACGACUUCAGCGAGUCAAUGUUCCGGAACCUCAUAGCGUUCGAGCAGACAUACCCGGAUACCGCGCGGGACGUCUCCACCUACGCCUUCUUCAUGAACUGCCUCAUCACCUCGUCGGAGGACAUGAGGAUCCUGGGCCUGCGUGGCAUCCUUGUCAACCAUCUCAAAAGGAGCAUUGCCUGGCGAUUUUUCAGCGACAUAGUCCGCCAGGUGCACUGGUCCGCCGACAACUACCUGGUCGGCAUAAUGGGCGCGGUGAACAAGUACAGGGACAGCAGGAGGCACAAGUGGCGCGCGGCGCUCGUGCGCAACUAUUUCACCAAUCCCUGGGUGAUCAUGUCGGUGCUCGCGGCCCUGCUCCUGCUCGCCCUGGCCGUGCUGCAGAGCUUCUUCACUGUCUAUCGCCACUUCAAGCCCCCAAACCCCAAGUAAGAGCACAACACAGGUAAGCUUAGCCGGUAAUGUUAUGUUCGGAGAACAUCUCAGUUGCUGCUUUCAAUAAAACUGGACCAUGUAUU